AUGUCUAAUGCACUAGCAAAGGCUUCUCGGCUAAAACCUGAAAUUCGACUGGCGCAAGCAGUCUCACAGUUUACUGCUGACCUCUCGAGCGAUCAGAAAGCUGUCCUUCAGAAACUUCAGAAUGCUCCCCCAGAUACCAGCGACAUUAUGCGUCUUACAGCCGAGUUUGACCAUUGCGCAGCAAGAAGGGGAACUGGCGGACGUUGCUUUGGAACGAGAAUGACCAAUUUCCUCCAUGGCGUUCAGGUAUUCGCCCCCAUUGGGGACGUCAUGGUAGGCGGCUCCCAGAAUCUCAUUGCCUGUGGUGUCUGGGCGAUAUCGAUCGUGAAUUUCUCAGUGUAUCUUGAGAGAAUAUCUGGUCUCCUCAUGAAGGCUAGCCUCUCUACUCCCGUUUACCGGACUAUCGCCUCACUCUAUGCCAGAUCUCAUAGAUUGCAGUCACAUGUCACCGAAUACCUUGUUAUGGUAGUUCGUCUUUGUCAUAUGCUGUUCCGGUUUACCCAAAAGUCGACUAUUGGGAAGCUUGCGACGAGUCUUGAUGAUUCCGAGUUAAAAGCAUCCGAAUCAGACCUCCAUUUCUGGGCAAGUAUGAUCAAAGAGGAGGCAAGUAUCAUACAGGCUGAAAAGGCCGAAGGGGAAGCUAAAGAAAAUACCAAGUUCAGAGCUCUGUUGAGUAAAGGUUCCAGGGCUGCAUCGCUUGAGGAAAAAAUAAGAAAAAGACUACGAAUCCUCGAGUUUUGCUCUACUUACGAUUACGAGACACCAUGGAAGCAGAUUCGAAAGAUCGGCAAUGCAACUAUUUUCAAAGAAACGGUCGACUACAAGGACUGGCGAGAUAAAUCAACUUCCAGUACGCUUCUGUAUACAAGCAAACUAGGCUCUGGAAAAUCCGUGUUACUAGCCAAUAUUGUCGACGACCUGAAUCUUUUCAUUCAGAAUAAAGAUAUCCCAGUGACUUAUUUUUUCUGCCGUCAUGACAUUCCUGAAAGUUUGGAAACUAAGACAAUCAUCCAGUCCCUCGUUCGACAAUUGCUACGCCCCAUCGCAGAUCUUGAAAUGGUGGGCGAUUCUUUCGUUGAUACAACGUCGCCUCCAGAUUUUGAGCACUUGUUAAAAAUGCUUCGCCGCAACCUUCCAACUACAUACAAAGCGUAUUUCGUCCUAGAUGGGCUGGAUGAAUGUGACACUAUGGAAAGAGAGACGCUGAUUAUACAGCUCCGACGGCUCCAAGCCGCAUUUACAAUUCUUCUUUGUGUUUCGUUCAGACUAGAGCCUGAUAAUGUUUUGAAAUUGAGUGCAUACGAGUUUACUAUCCCAACGCGCACCUCAAUUCCAGAAGACAACCCCGAUAUCCAGGAUUUUAUACAAAAAGAACUGGAGAACCGCCUCAAGUCGAAAAAGCUAAUAAUAGGAGAUCCUAAUCUAAUUUUGGAAAUCCAGGAUGCUCUCCUCCGUGGGGCUCAAGGGAUGUUUCUCUGGGUGGCUCUCCAAAUCAUGUCAUUGUGCAGCAUGAGAACAGACGAUGCUAUACGUCAAGCCCUGGUGGAUCUUCCCAAAACCCUUUCGGAAACAUUCGCUCGCAUUCUAGCGAGGUCGGAAGUGGUAGAUCAACCGUACCAGAGGCGGAUCCUAGAGCUCAUCACUGUGGCUCAUCGUCCGUUGUACGUUGAGGAGCUUCAAGAAGCACUGAGCGUAGAUCCAGGCAAUACGACCUGGAACAUGGCGAGCUUUAUCAAUGACAUAUACUCUACCCUAACAUGUUGCGGGAGUCUCGUUGUGGUCGGUGAAGAAGAAUUUACAGUGCAACUUGUGCAUCACAGCUUCAAGCAAUUCCUCCUAGCCGGGCCCGAGGUCUCUACAAGCGUCAGGUUCACAGUAGCUGAUGCAAACCAGACAAUGGCAAAUGUCAUUGUCACCUACCUCAACUACGGCACUUUUGACCACCAGUUGUCCACUCUUGCGGCCCCGGAAAUCAAAAUAAUGGCUGGAUCAAUACCAGGCAAUAUCAUUCGUUCGACCCUGGAAUCCUCAAGCAGAGUUCAGGAUUUUGCACUAAUGCUUUUGAAGUCCAAGCGAAUGCCCGACUGUGACGUUGGAGAAAGCCUCGUGGCAGCAUGCAAGUCUUCUAAUACCCGUUCCUUUGGCCCAUUUCACCUUUAUUCAUAUGCAAGGCUAUACUGGCAGCAGCACAUAUUAGGAAUUUCGGAGCCAGGCCCAGUCAUCAAAAACUUACUACCCCAUUUACUCAAAACGUUGAAAAAAGUUACAAAUUUAAAAGAGGUAGGUAGCAAGACGAUUUUGUCACAAGCAAUAUGGCAAGGUCAUCUUGCUUUGAUCAUUCUGCUGCUCACGACUAUCAAGACCAACGACGAAAGAUGCGGCUAUGAAUUACCGUCCCAGUGGGAUGAAGCGAACGUAUACGAGGCUCUAGUUAGAUAUGUGUUGCAGCCAGCAGGCGGAUCAGAGCCGACAUCUGUUUUGAGAAAUCAAACGCUACUCUCAUGGGCAGCAGAGAAUGGACAUGAGACUUUGGUCAAAUUGUUACUUGUAACUGGCAAAGUCAAUAUUGAGUCGAAAGACUUGAACGGGCAAACACCGCUAUCUUUGGCAGCAAUGAAUGGACACGAGGUCGCGGUUAGAGUGUUGCUUACCACGGACAGGGUCGACGUUGCCUCGACAGAUACACAGGGUCGAACACCUCUAAUAUAUGCAGCCAAAAACGGGCAUGCGGGUACAGCUAAAUUGUUGCUUGCAACGGGCGAAGCCAAUAUUAUAUGGGAAGAUAAAUUCGGAAAAACGGCACUAACUAUGGCAACGGAUGAAAGCCACGAAGCUAUGCGCCAUCUCUUAUCAACGUUUUUCCGGACCCUCAAGAAAUCGCACAAAGAGCAGACUCGUCGGCUGUACGCCAAUGUGCAGGCUGCAGUCACCGAAUAUGACCAUCUCUUCGUAUUCGCCGUUGACAACAUGCGAAAUACGUACCUGAAGGAUGUACGCGCAGAGUUUGCCGAUAGUCGACUCUUCUUCGGUAAGACCAAGGUCAUGGCAAUCGCGCUGGGAAUGACCCCUGAAACUGCCUACGCGCCAAAUCUCAACCGCCUCACACCUUACCUCACCGGCGCAGUUGGAUUGUUAUUCACAUCUCGCGACCCUCAAUCGGUCCUCGACUACUUUGAAUCGUUCCAUCCGCUUGACUUUGCUCGUGCAGGGAACGUGACACCUCGCUCUUUCACGAUACCCAGCGGCGUGGUAUAUUCACGAGCAGGCGAGAUACCCACUGAAGAUGAUGAGCCAAUCAGCCACACGGUCGAGCCUACUCUGCGGAAGUUGAACGUUCCAACGAGGUUGGUGAAGGGAAAAGUCACGCUGGAAAUGGAGGGAGACGGGUAUCAGGUCUGUAAGGCCGGUGAAGAGUUGGACUCUAGGCAAUCGACGCUUCUGAAGAUGUUUGGUGUUGCGGUUGCGGAAUUCAAGGUGGAGAUGAAGGCCCGUUGGGUGAAGGAGAGUGGAGAGAUUGUGGUUUUAGAAAAGCAGGAAACAAUGGAAGUCGACCCGUGA
Molecule: messenger RNA, 3558 nt
Organism: Arthroderma uncinatum
Lineage: Eukaryota; Fungi; Ascomycota; Eurotiomycetes; Onygenales; Arthrodermataceae
Exons: 5
Coding region: 1-3558 (1185 amino acids)
Biological process (GO): ribosomal large subunit assembly
Molecular function (GO): protein binding
Source: RefSeq, a predicted model, not a curated record